Parnassius apollo (apollo) is the source of this 462-nucleotide messenger RNA. NCBI's taxonomy places the organism in Eukaryota, Metazoa, Arthropoda, Insecta, Lepidoptera, Papilionidae. The record is from the annotation of a GenBank genome assembly.
AUGGGAACGGAUCAUAUUUAUGUGAACUAUGGAUUUGAAUCAUCGGAAGAACUUAAGAGGGAAACUAAUUUAAAUAGUCAUUGCACUGCAAAUGAACAUAACAAUAUAUUUCAAAUAAUUAAUAUAACGAAUAAAGAUACUAUAAAACGUAAAGCAAUUGAUGCUCAUAAAACAGAUAGUGUAACAUUACCAACAUUAGAUAUAGAUGUUAAUGCGGCAAAUUCUGAAACAGUAGAGGAUUUAUUUUUUAAUUCCGGUAAUGAUAUAGAAAAUGAUGAAAAUGUAUGUGCUAAUAUUGAUCAUUCCAAGGAGUCUAGGGAUCAAAAUAUAUCUGAAUCGAAAUUAUUCGAUUUCGAUUAUAAAUUCAAAGGACCAAUCUACAACAGUUUUAGAGAUGUACCUGUAAAGAAGUCUUGGACACGUAGAUCCUUGCGAGAAGAAGAUUUUAAGGAGUGUCUGUAA